AUGCUGGGCUGGGUCCAAAAGGUGCUGCCUCAACCCCCGGGGACUCCCCAGAAGACCCAGGCGGUGGAGGAGGAAGCAGAGGAUGCAGAACCAGAACCAGAGCUGGAGUCUGAAGCAGCUCCCGAGGAGGCUGAGCUGGAGGAGCAGAGCCCGCCCCCUGAAGAGACACCUGCAGAGCUAUUUGAGGGGUGUGAAGUGGCUGCAGCUGACCCAGGCCUUCGAGAGACACAGGAAGCUGCACCGAUUCAGCCUGCAUCCCUUCAAGCUCAGUUCACUGGGGUCCUGGAAGUUAACAGUCCUGGCAGCUGGGUGCUGACAUUACUCCGGAAGGGCAUGGAGAAGGUGGUCCCGCAGCCUGCCUGCAGUGCCAAGACAGCCCAGCAGGGGGACCCUGAGCAGGAUGGAGCACUGAUCUUUGAGCCCUGUGGCCCUGGGGACACAGGUGAGACCAAGAGGGCACAGAGGCUCAAGGUUGUGCCUGGGUCUUUGCUGCUCCGAUGGCUUGAGCAGAAUCUGGAGAAAGUGCUGCCUCAGCCCCCGAGGGCCUCCUCCCAGGACUGGAAGGAUGAGCUUGAGGAUGCUGCCUUGGAUCCAGAAGAGCCAGCUCCAGAGCCUCAGGCUGGCUUCCAGGUUUCCUCCCUGCUGCCUCCGAGGGACCCUGCCAGGUUGAUGGCCUGGCUCCUACACCGGCUGGAAAUGGCUCUGCCUCAGCCAGUGCUUCACCAGAAGGCUGGGGAUCAGGAGCCUGACUGUCCCGGGACAUGUGACGUGCAGACCAUCAGCAUCCACCCUGGAGAACAAAUGGAGCCUGACCUUGUCCUGGAAGAGGUUGACCCUCACUGGGAGAACACCCACCGGGAUGGUGGUGGCAGCAGCCCAUGGGAGACAGAGGAAGUACCGGCUUAUGAAGAAGAGGACUAUGCCAUGGAGGAGGUGCCUAGGCAGCUGUCCCAGAUUCAAGAGGAGAGAGAAGAGGAGGAGGAAGAGGAAGGAGAGCAGGAAGAGGAGGAAGAAGAGGAGGAAGCUGAUGUCCUGCUGGAUAGCUAUCUGGGGGUGCAGGCAGACGUGGAUCAGAGCGAAGGAGAAGCCCAGGACCUGCGGGACUCAGACCAGGAGCUGUGGGAAGAGGAGGAAGAGGUAGCAACAGCCAAGAGCCCAGGAGAACACCUCCCCAAUGUGCCUACCUACCGGCCCCCCAUCACCCGCAUCCCAGUCCUCGUCUCCCGGAGAACCACCUUGUCCAACUCCAGCUUCGCCAGGGAGACGCGGAGCUCCAUCCGCUGCCUAGUGCCUGCCACGAGAGAGCAUCCCGAGGUGCAGGUGGAAGACACAGAUGCUGAUGGCCAACUCCUUGUUGUGGAGGAAAAGCCCCCAUCGCCCCCCAGGCUGCCACCACCAUCGCCUGGGCUGCCACCACCGUCACCCACCAAGACUGACACCCUUGCGGUCCCACGCUCAGCCUCAGCGGCCCUCAGGAGGAAGCUGCCCUCUCCAGACGAUGAGGCUGAAGAGCUCAAGGCGCUGUCACCAGCUGAGUCCCCAGUGGUGGCUUGGUCGGAGCCCACCUCCCCGCAGGACCUUGAUGGCCAGGAUCGAGCAGCCUCCACGGCCAGCCAGAACAGCGCCAUCAUCAACGACCGGCUCCAGGAGUUGGUGAAGCUCUUCAAGGAGCGCACGGAGAAGGUCAAGGAGAAGCUCAUCGACCCCGAUGUUACCUCUGAGGAGGACAGCCCCAAACCAUCCCCAGCCAAGAAAGCUCCAGAGCCAGCAGCGGAAGCAAAGCCAGCUGAGGCACAGCAGGCGGAGGAGGAGCACUACUGCGAGAUGCUGUGCUGCAAGUUCAAGCGCCGCCCCUGGAAGAAGUACCAGUUCCCCGAGAGUAUUGACCCCCUAACCAACCUGAUGUACAUCCUGUGGCUUUUCUUCGUGGUGCUGGCCUGGAACUGGAACUGCUGGCUGAUUCCCGUGCGCUGGGCCUUCCCCUACCAGACGCCAGGUAACAUCCACCUGUGGCUGCUGAUGGAUUACCUGUGUGACCUCAUCUACCUCCUGGACAUCGUCGUGUUCCAGAUGCGCCUGCAAUUUGUCAAAGGCGGGGACAUCAUUACAGACAAGAAGGAGAUGAGGAACAACUACCUAAAGUCCCAACGCUUCAAGAUGGACGUGUUCUGCCUCCUGCCCUUGGACUUCCUCUACUUGAAAUUUGGCGUGAACCCCCUCUUUCGCUUGCCCCGCUGCUUAAAGUACAUGGCCUUCUUCGAGUUCAACAACCGCCUGGAAGCCGUCCUCAGCAAAGCCUACGUAUACAGGGUCAUCAGGACCACAGCCUACCUGCUCUACAGCCUGCACUUGAACUCCUGCCUUUACUACUGGGCGUCUGACUACCAGGGCCUCGGCUCUACUCACUGGGUUUAUGACGGCGUGGGGAACAGCUACAUCCGCUGCUACUACUUUGCCGUGAAGACCCUCAUCACCAUCGGUGGGCUGCCCGACCCUCAGACGCUCUUUGAGAUUGUCUUCCAGCUGCUCAACUACUUCACGGGGGUCUUUGCCUUCUCCGUGAUGAUUGGACAGAUGAGAGACGUGGUGGGGGCUGCUACAGCAGGGCAGACGUACUACCGCAGCUGCAUGGACAGCACGGUCAAGUACAUGAACUUCUACAAGAUCCCCAGGUCCGUGCAGAAGCGCGUCAAGACCUGGUAUGAGUACACCUGGCACUCGCAAGGCAUGCUGGAUGAGUCAGAGCUGAUGGUACAGCUCCCAGACAAGAUGCGGCUGGACCUGGCCAUCGACGUGAACUACAGCAUUGUCAGCAAGGUGGCGCUCUUCCAGGGCUGUGACCGGCAGAUGAUCUUCGACAUGCUGAAGAGGCUCCGCUCUGUUGUCUACCUGCCUAAUGACUAUGUGUGCAAGAAGGGGGAGAUUGGCCGUGAGAUGUACAUCAUCCAGGCGGGGCAAGUGCAGGUGCUGGGCGGUCCGGAUGGGAAGUCUGUCCUGGUGACACUCAAAGCUGGAUCUGUGUUUGGAGAAAUCAGCUUGCUGGCUGUCGGGGGUGGGAAUCGGCGCACGGCCAACGUGGUGGCUCACGGGUUCACCAACCUCUUCAUCCUGGAUAAGAAGGACUUAAAUGAGAUCUUGGUGCAUUACCCUGAGUCUCAGAAGUUACUCCGGAAGAAGGCCAGGCGCAUGCUGAGGAACAACACCAAGCCCAAGGAGGAGAAGAGUGUGCUCAUUCUGCCGCCUCGGGCAGGCACCCCCAAGCUCUUCAACGCCGCCCUGGCUGCAGCAGGAAAGAUGGGCAAGGGUGGGAAGGGUGGCAAGCUUGCCCACCUCCGAGCCCGCCUCAAGGAGCUAGCCGCGCUGGAGGCGGCCGCCAGACAGCAGCAACUGCUGGAGCAGGCUAAGAGCUCGCAGGACACUGCUGCGGAAGAGACAGGCUCGGCCGCACCGGACCAGCCUGCGGCUCCCUCAGAAGCCGCCUCCGACCAGCCGGCACCUCCAGAACCACCAGAGAAGCCCGAGCCACCAGAGAAGCCCGAGGGAGGUGAAGAGGUGGCUGCCCGGCCAGAGGAACCGUCCGUGCAGAUCCGCAUGAGCCCCAGCCCAGAGUCCGGAGAGCAGAUCCUGUCGGUGGAGGUGCCUGAGAAAAAGGAGGAGUGA
This is a messenger RNA of Ochotona curzoniae (black-lipped pika), 3660 nucleotides long. It is a transcript of the gene CNGB1, whose product is annotated as cyclic nucleotide gated channel subunit beta 1. Gene Ontology annotation, molecular function: intracellularly cAMP-activated cation channel activity; cGMP binding; intracellularly cGMP-activated cation channel activity. Gene Ontology annotation, cellular component: plasma membrane; photoreceptor outer segment; intracellular cyclic nucleotide activated cation channel complex. Bases 1 to 3660 code for a protein of 1219 amino acids. Gene Ontology annotation, biological process: retina homeostasis; monoatomic cation transmembrane transport. NCBI's taxonomy places the organism in Eukaryota, Metazoa, Chordata, Mammalia, Lagomorpha, Ochotonidae. The transcript has 32 exons. The record is from RefSeq and is a predicted model, not a curated record.